ACACAGUCUUUUGACAGAGUUAGCGGUGUGUAAAGUCCAACACCGUUAAUGAAGGCAGUUGUAAGGCCAGCGGGAUGCUAAGGGAGGUGAGAAUUCACCACAGGUAGAUAGUAAUAUCUACUGUGAACACCAAAUUGGAUCAACCGGUAUUGUCUGCCUACUUAUCAGGGAUUUACAUUGAUGGAGUGGACACUUCGUGGACGGACACAUCAUUGACAGGAACUAACACAGGUAACAGGUAAAACGAGUCGACUUUGGGUCAAAGUUGACCGAGAAAGGCAUUAUGGGAUGUAGCACUAGCCGAACUACAAACAUGGAAGGGACGAAGAAUCCGCUGUCAUCUGUCGACAAAACGCUAAUCAAGAAAUCCUGGACAGAGUUCACUAACACUGGCAGCCUGGCUGACAUAGGGACGCCCAUGUUUGUCAAAUUGUUCACAGACUACCCGGAUGUGAAGACAAUAUUUUCGUUCAUGAAGGAGGGUGGCGGAUCCAUAGAGAGUGAGGCAGUUCGGAACCACGCGGAGGGGGUGAUGGGCGUAGUUGGCACAGCUGUAGAGGCUAUCGACAACCUGGACGGUUUAGUCCCAACUGUUAGGAGUUUAGGAGCCAAACACUACACGUACGGGGCCCAGGCAGCACAUUUAGGGCCCGUCGGCGAGUGUUUGUUGUACGCCAUGGAGAAGGAACUCAACGAGAAGUUUACCUUGGAAACAAAAGCUGCAUGGUUAAAAUUGUACAGCACCAUCAGUGUGGCCUUCCAGGAAGGACUGGAGGAGGAGGGACGUAAACAGGGGUGAACUCUAUAGACAACCUUCUAACAUAAACAGAAAUGAACUGUGUAGCUGACCUUGUAAAUAGGAAUGAACUCUAGUUGACCUUGUGACGUUAACAUUGAUGAACUCUGUAGUUGACCUUGUGACGUAAACAUGGAUGAACUCUGUAGUUGGCCUUGUGACGUAAUCAGGGCUGAACGAUGUAGUUGACCUUGUGACGUAAACAGGGCUGAGCUGUCUAGUUGACCUUGUGACGUAAACAUGGAUGAACUGUGUAGUUGACCUUGUGACGUAUAUAAGGCUAAGGGUCAUCGGUGUUCGUGAGUUAGUGUGGUUGUUUAGUGUCGGUGCCUGGUGAAGCGGAACAGUCUGUGAUCCAUUUUAGUUUGGUGUACUCCCUAAUGUCAGUAAAUGUUUGAUGCGACCGAGAACCUAAGUCUGUGAUAUAACCCAUCAGGUGCGUGACUGUAUAAACAGUGUUGUUUACCUUUUUAUAAGACAAAGGUGUGUUCCCUGUUUCUCAGCGUAUCAUUAAUAAACCUAACCCAAACAAA
Molecule: messenger RNA, 1329 nt
Organism: Pecten maximus
Lineage: Eukaryota; Metazoa; Mollusca; Bivalvia; Pectinida; Pectinidae
Product: neuroglobin-like
Exons: 4
Coding region: 284-799 (171 amino acids)
Molecular function (GO): heme binding; oxygen binding
Source: RefSeq, a predicted model, not a curated record